CAAGUCUGCAAACACAGUCUGAAGGUGCAGGGUCACACAUAUGCAGAUGAUACUAUUUGAGCUAAUAUACACCAGAGGAGGCUCUGGGGUUCUCAGACUCUGAGAGUCAGUCUAUCAUUUCAGCCAAUCUGCCGUGAAAUGGAAGUUCUGCUGAUGAUGGUCGUCCUCCAUGCUUUGUGCCUGCAUCAAGGACUCCAGGGUGCAGCUAUUUCUUCAAAUGAAAACAGGACCGACACUAGCAGAAGUGAUGAGCUUUUGGAGAGAAAGAGCACUGAAGGUGGAGCGCAUACACCCAGCCUCUCUAAGGACUGCCCUGGAACUCUGUUGGCUUUUCAUCACGGCAGGUGGGUGGCUGUAACUCUGAUACAGCAGAGCACUGAGCCUAAGAAAGGCAUGGCUCAACUCUGUAAAGACCCUGAAUGUGAAAGAAUCUUUGCUGAAAAUGGUACAGCAUCCACGAAUACCUGCCUUUCUGACUGCACCAUCAUAAACCCCAACCUGUACAACUGCACAGAAGCUGCAUCAGACAACUGUUCAGAUGUGAUAGAGGUAGUCUGUGCAUCGCAGGCUGUGCAGUUGAUUGGAGGCAAUGACAGAUGUGCAGGUCGGGUGGAGCUGUAUGGCACUGGAGGCUGGGGCACAGUGUGUGAUGAUGGAUGGGACUUAAAAGCAAGAAACGUGGUGUGCGCCCAGUUGGAGUGUGGCACUGCUUUAAUGGUAAAGGGUGAUUUUGACCCAGGCUCUGGUCCUAUUCACAUCAGCCAACUGAACUGCAGUGGGAAAGAGAGAAACCUCUGGCAGUGCGCCACUAUGCUAGACAGAGGAACAAACUACUGUGGCCACAAGGAGGAUGCUGCAGUGGUGUGCUCAGGAAGUUCCUACACACUGGAUACCACAAUAAAUACAUCCAUGCCAGAUCUCACAAACUGGACAACAGAGACUGUAGUAACAGAGGUAGCUGCUGAGGACAACAGUGGCAGGAUUUCAGCACCCGUCCUGGGUUGCAUUGUUCUCUCUGUCGCUCUGUUCUUACUGCUGUCUUCAAAUGCUGCUCAGUUUGCAUACUACAAAAAACGAAAUGGAGGAAUUGAAGCCAGGACAGCAUUACAAGCUUUACAGCGAAACGAUUCUGACACUUCAAGUGACUCCAAUUAUGAACAUUACCACAACCCUGACUUCCCUCCACCUACUACUGUGAAUAACUGUGAACAAAAUGAUACUCUUAGGGUUGGAGAUUGCAAUCAAGAGCAAGGAAGAUUCUGUGAAGAAAGAAAUGCUGUACAAAUUCAUGACCUUGAUUCAGAGAGCACAUCUUCGGGGGAAUGUUAUGAAAAAAUAGAAACUGAAACAGAGAACCUUUUGAAUCCAGCUGUUAACCAGUUUUAUCCUGAGCACCACAUAAAGAUGACACCUUUGCACACUACCAGUGAACCAGUUAAAAGUGACUCAGUGGACUCCUUUGAUUCAGACAGCACGUCCUCUGGGGAAUGCUAUGAAAACACAGGAGUGAAUGCUGACCCUUGUUUCCAGACAUUGGAGGGAGAACCAUCACUUCCUGAGCAGCCCCCACUGAGUCACCCCAAACCUCAGAUGGCAGGAAACAGCAGUGUUUCCCAGCCAUACUCUCCUGAUCAUGCUCAUGACCUUGAUUCAGAGAGCACAUCCUCAGGUGAAUUUUAUGAAAACACAGAAACUGAAAGGGAGAACCUUUUGAAUCCAGCUGUUAACCAGUGUUAUCCUGAGCACUGCAUACAGACGACACCUUUACACAAUACCAGUGAACCAGCUAAAAGUGAAUCAGUGGACUCCUUUGAUUCAGACAGCACGUCCUCUGGGGAAUGCUAUGAAAACACAGGAGUGAAUGCUGACCCUUGUUUCCAGACAUUGGAGGGAAACCCAUCACUUCCUGAGCAGCCCCCACUGAGUCACCCCAAACCUCAGAUGGCAGGAAACAGCAGUGUUUCCCAGCCAUACUCUCCUGAUCAAGAUGACAGCAGCACAUCAUCUGAGGAAGCUUAUGAAAAUGUCGCAGAGGUAGAGAAUUUCUUUGCUAAAAGUGAGCAGUCAGUCCACUCCUCUACAGACAGUGACUAUGAUGAUGUCAGUAACUGGUGAAUGCUGAAGCCACUGUCACUGACAAGCUCAGAUCAAAACAGAUCUCCAAGAAAUGUUUGCUACCAUAUUUAUUUAACAUUUAGACAUUGUAAUUAAAAUAAAGUCUUUCUGAUUUUUUAUGUA
Molecule: messenger RNA, 2238 nt
Organism: Pangasianodon hypophthalmus (striped catfish)
Lineage: Eukaryota; Metazoa; Chordata; Actinopteri; Siluriformes; Pangasiidae
Product: T-cell differentiation antigen CD6-like
Exons: 17
Coding region: 139-2115 (658 amino acids)
Cellular component (GO): membrane
Source: RefSeq, a predicted model, not a curated record